AUGUUAAGUCCCUCGGGAUGCGCCUUCAUCGUCCCUCCGCCCUUCUUCCGUGUCCCCUCCCCCCCCGGUUCCCCUCCUGUGUUCCUGUGCUGGGAGCAGAAAUCGCACGACGAGCUCAAGGAGAAGUUUCUGGAGGAGAAGGCGGCUCUCGAGGCCAAGUACCAGAAGCUGUACGAGCCGCUCUAUAAUCAGCGCUCUGAGAUUGUGGCGGGAGACAAGGAGCCGGAAGGCGCUGAGGCCCCCGCUGCUGAGGCCGGAGCCGAGGUUGAGAAGGGUGUUCCUGAGUUUUGGCUCACUGCCAUGAAGAAUAACGAGAUCCUGGCAGAGCAGAUCACAGCGAGGGACGAGCCUGCACUGAAGCACCUUAAGGACAUCCGGUGGUCGCAACUGGGGGAGGAGCUCAAGGGCUUCAAGCUGGAGUUCCAUUUCACGCCCAACCCCUACUUCAAGAAUGAAGUGGCUCACUCCCUUUUUUCUUCCCACUCCACCCCCUCUCCCUCCCUAUCCCCACAACCCCACCACCCCCUUCAGCUCACCAAGUCAUACUUCAUGAUCGACGAGGAAGAGCCGAUUCUUGAGAAGGCCGAGGGCACGGAGAUCGAGUGGAACGCGGGCAAGAACCUGACGCAGAAGAUCAUGAAGAAGAAGCCGAAGAAGGGCGCCAAGAGCAGCAAGCCCAUCACUAAGACAGAGCCAUGCGAGAGCUUCUUUAACUUCUUCAGCCCGCCAGCCGUGCCCACCGAGGACGAGGAGCUGGACGAAGAGGAGUCUCCCUCUCUUAUCGUGUCUCAUUGGCUGUCUCUCUCUUGCUGCCUCCCCUCGCUUCAUCAAUGGCAGGCGGAGGAGCUGCAGGAGAUGAUGGAGCAGGACUACGAUGUGGGGUCUACCCUGAGGGAGAAGAUCAUUCCACAUGCUGUCUCCUGGUACACCGGGGAGGCUGCUGACCUGGAGGAUUUGGACGAUGACGAGGAUGAUGAGGAUGAUGAGGACGACGAGGACGAUGAUGAGGAUGAGGAUGAUGAUGACGAGGACGACCACCCGAGGCCUGCUCGCGGAAGGCUGCAUAGUCCUCUCUCUCCAAUCUCUCCUCACUCUUCUCUCUCCAAUCUCUCCUCACUCUUUUCUCUCCACUCUCUCCUCGCUCUUUUCCCUCCACUCACUCUCCUCAGACUCGCAGGUUUGGCGUUUCUCUUCUCAGUGGGCAUCGGCUUGCAGCUGCUGGGAUGUGUUCUCUACAACAACUGGUGGCCAAUGCUCUCAGCGCUCAUGUACCUGAUACUGCCCAUGCCAUGCCUGUUCUUUUCUACUGGUGACUCCUCCGACUUCUUUCUCAUGGGCACGGAUAACGAAUGGCAAGAUGCAGCCAAGUUCCUCACUGGCUUUUCUUCGCGUAUGUCUCUAGCGCUGCGCCACGUGCCAUGGGCCUCGUGGGAGGAGUGGGAGGCGGUGAGGUCGAGCCUGCUGGGCCCCGCCGCUACGCGCGAAUCGAUAUCUUUCGGGAUCGACCGGGUGGCAGCAUGGCAGAUCAGGGGCCGGGUUCCGGCCUCUGUGGACGUGACAGCUGGCAUGCUUGCCGUGAAGCUGCAGGACCCGGACCUCUGGCCCCCCAACGCGGUGCCUCCGCUCCCUCCAUUCGUGCUCCGCCAAUCAUAUGCUGCUGUCAUUAUCAGGUUUGUGAGUGGUCUGUGUGACAACCGCAAUCCAGCCCUGGGUCGGUCAGUGGUAAGGGUGGCGGCACACGUGGGAAUUCCGCGACUGCUGGUGGACGUGCGGCAUUCCCUGGCCCACAAUCGCCUGCUGCAGUUGCCAGUGCUGCGACUUGCAGUCACUCAGGCCCUGGGGUGGCUCGUGAGCAACUAUUGGAGCAGGCAGGCUGCUAUUCUGGCGGCGAGCAGCGAGGAUGCGGAGGGCAAGUUCUCCUCCUUCAGACAACUCAUUGUCUGUUACCACCACCACUGCCCGCUCUGCUGCCCACGCUCUCAUUCUCAUUCUGCCCCUUCCCCUUCCCCCUUCUUCUCACCCCAGGCUCUUGGUUGGCUGGUGAGCAACUACUGGAGCAGACAGGCGGCCAUGCUGGCGGCAAGCAGCGAGGAUGCGGAGGGCAAGUUCUCCUCCUUCAGACGACUCAUUGUCUGUUACCACCACCACUGCCCGCUCUGCUGCCCACGCUCUCAUUCUCAUUCUGCCCCUUCCCCUUCCCCCUUCUUCUCACCCCAGGCUCUUGGUUGGCUGGUGAGCAACUACUGGAGCAGACAGGCGGGCAUGCUGGCGGCAAGCAGCGAGGAUGCGGAGGGCAAGUUCUCCUCCUUCAGGCGACUCACUGCCACCACCAACACUGCUGCUGCCCGCGCUAAUGCCAAUGCUAAUGCUAAGCGCAGCUUUCCUGCCAGCCCCAAACCUGCUGCUGCCGGUGAUGCUGCUGCUGCUGCUGCUGGUGGUGGUGAUGCUGGUGCUGCUGCUGAUUCUGCCACCGCCGCUGCUGCUGCUGCUAAUUCUGCUGCUGCUGACUCUGCUGCUGCGACGUUGGCGUUCGCAGCAGCGUCUGAGCCUGAUGAUUCGAUUAUGGUGGGGAAGCACAUGCAGCACCCGGCCAGGCAGAGGAACGCGCAGUUGAGAGAGUUACGGAGGUGUGCAGAGCGGUCCAUGGGCGAUUUCGCUGCUCUGCUGCUGAGGCAGCUUAGGAGAGUCGUGAAUGCUGCUUAUAGCGCGGAUAAGGGUGGUUUCGGCGGUGUGGGUGAGGAAAGUGGGGCACAAACGGGGGGAGGAGGGGGAGGGGAAAGAGGGGAAGAAUUGGAAGGGUUAGAAGAGGCGGUUUGGGAGGUGUUGGAUCAUAUAAGAGGGUUACCAGCUGCAUUACUGUCGCAUAUAGUGAAUGAGCUUAUAGCGGUGGUUGUGAGGGGCGGGAGCAGGGGGGUGGGUGGUGAGGGGAAUGAGGUGUGGACGGGUGGUGAGAGGAUGUGUGAGGGGAUGGGUGGUGGGGGAGAGGAUAGGGAGGGGGUGAGAGGGGAAGGGGGAUGGAGGGAUGAGGAGGAGUGGAGGGAGAUUAUGCAGUGUUUGGAGUGGUUGCUUAUGGAAGGGGAGUUGGAGGAGGAAGAGGGGGAGGAGAAGGGGGAUGGAGAGAGAGGAGGGAUGAUAAAGGCAGUGCAAAAAGUGGUGGUGGGGAGACAGUGCGGAGGGCCGGGAGGGAAGGAGGAGGAGGAGAAGGAAGAGGGGGAGGAAGAGGAGGAGGAGGAGGAGGAAGGGGACGUGGAAGGGGAAGGGGAGAAGAAAGGACAAUUUUAUGGGGAUAGGAUGGAGGACGGAUCAGGUGGGGAGACAGAAGAAGAGGCUGAAGAGGAGGAGAAAGGGGAAGAGGAGGAUGAAGAGGAGGAGGAGGAGGAACAAGAGGAAGAGGAAGAAGGCGACGAAGAUGAGGAGCUCGAAGAAGAGGAAGACUGGGGGGAGGAAGAGGACGAUAUCGAUUUCGAUCUGGGUGGCACAGACCCACCAACACACAGGACCUCAUCACACGACUCGUCCCCAUCGCACGGCAAGUGGUUCCCUCUGCCUCUCCUCGCCCGCUGCGCCACGCGCUGCCUGCACGCCCUCCCCUCCUGUCCCCGCUUGCCACAUGUGCUUGCUGACGUGGCACUUGCACUCGCUGACCGGAUGAUCCAGAAGGAAGAAGAGGAGGGGGAUGAGCGGAAGGGGAAGGGUGGAUGUGGAGGAGAUGGGUCUCAGGGAGGUAGAUCUGGUGGAGGCAAGAGUAAAGGAGGGGGGGAGGGGACGAAAAGGAGCAAAGGGAGGGGGGCGGAGAUGAGCUGGCGCAUUCAGCAGCUAGUGAGGCACGGGUUGGUGGAGUGGUGGGAGGAGAGAGGGGCAGCAGGUCCUGCUGCUGGCUCUGCUGGUAACCCUACUAUCGCGCCUGGUGUGGUUACAUGUGGCGGUGGUGGGGUAGCAGCAGCGGGUGCAUUUCCUGUUUCCUGGUUGGGUCAUUCGCAACGGUUGAGAGAGAUUCUGGUGACGAGCGGUGACGUGCUUAUGGCGAGCGGUGCGUUAGAGGGGGAUUUGCUCGCUGACAAUGCACUGGAAGUGUGGUGUGGAGGGGGGUUCAUGGGUGACGUGAGUAUGAGUCCGGAUGAGAGAGAGUGGGAGAUUAAUGGGGUUAGAGGGGUUAGAGGGGAAGGGGACGAUGCAGAAAUAGUGGAAAACGGAGGAGAGGUGGUAUCUGGUGCUGCUUUUGGUAGUGGUGCUGGUGGUGCUGGUACUGGUGAGGAGAUGAGUGCGAUAGCUCACUUGGAGCAGGCUGCAAGUACUGCAUUGUUGGGAAAAGCAGCAGCAUCAGUGGCAGGGGCAAAGAUAUCCGGUGCAGCAACGCUAACAGGUGCACAAGCGGAGGCAGAGGCAGAUGGGGCCGAGGCCCUUGAGGCGAGUAAAGGAGCUGAUUGUAGCGGGGAUGGGGCCGGAGAGGCUGUUGAAGGAGAGGUAAAGAUGGGCGAGGGAGGCGGAGCAGGAGGGGGAGGAGAGUGGGGUGGGCGGGCCGGAGAGGGCGUUGGAGGCGAGGCUGAGGAAGGUGAGGGCCUGCUUGCCCUGGCAGAAGGCGGGGAUGGGACCUGUGGGGUGGGGGGAUCAACAAGGAGAGAAGAGACAAGGGGAGGAAGAAACAGAGUCGUUAUAAGAUGCAUUGAGGAUUGGAACCUGUGGGAUGGGGGAUGA
This is a messenger RNA of Closterium sp. NIES-65, 4695 nucleotides long. The record is from the annotation of a GenBank genome assembly. NCBI's taxonomy places the organism in Eukaryota, Viridiplantae, Streptophyta, Zygnematophyceae, Desmidiales, Closteriaceae.